Molecule: messenger RNA, 1729 nt
Organism: Gastrolobium bilobum
Lineage: Eukaryota; Viridiplantae; Streptophyta; Magnoliopsida; Fabales; Fabaceae
Product: elongation factor 1-gamma
Exons: 8
Coding region: 69-1379 (436 amino acids)
Biological process (GO): translational elongation
Molecular function (GO): translation elongation factor activity; glutathione transferase activity
Source: RefSeq, a predicted model, not a curated record
UCACAAUACUCUGUGCUGUGCUGUGCUGUGCUGUGUCGUGUCUUUCAAUUGUUUUGAGUUUGCUUUGAAUGAGCAGGUUCUGUUCAGAUCUUAAACAUCAGCUCCCACCUUUGUUUUCUCUUUCAAGCCAUGGCGCUGGGAAAUCAAACAAAAAUGCUUACAAGACACUCAUUGCAGCGGAGUAUGCUGGUGUGCUUGUUGAAUUUGCCCCAAAUUUUGAGAUGGGUGUCUCUAAUAAAACCCCUGAAUUUCUCAAGAUGAAUCCUAUUGGCAAGAUUCCUGUCUUGGAAACACCAGAUGGUCCAAUAUUCGAGAGCAAUGCCAUUGCUCGAUAUGUUACUCGAUUGAAGGGUGACAACACUCUGUAUGGAUCUUCUUUGAUUGAUUAUGCCCACAUUGAACAAUGGAUUGAUUUUUCAUCAUUGGAGAUUGAUGCUAAUCUUAUUAAGUGGUACAGCCCAAGAAUGGGACGAGCACCAUACCUUCCUCCAGCCGAGGAGACCGCAAUUGCUGCACUGAAGAGAGCUUUGGGUGCUUUGAACACUUAUCUUGCCUCCAAUACUUACUUGGUUGGGCAUUCCGUGACCCUGGCUGACAUCAUAAUGACAUGCAAUUUGUAUUUUGGUUUCACUAAUCUCUUAGUCAAGAGCUUCACAUCAGAGUUUCCUCAUGUUGAGAGAUACUUUUGGACCUUGGUCAAUCAGCCAAACUUCCGAAAGAUAUUAGGUCAGGUCAAGCAGACUGAAGCUAUUCCACCUGUUCAAUCUGCAAAGAAGCCUUCCCAGCCAAAAGAAUCUAAACCCAAGGUAAAGGAUGAACCAAAGAAAGAGGCCAACCAAGAGCCAGAAAAGCCCAAAGAAGAAGCAGAAGAAGAGGAAGCACCCAAGCCCAAACCAAAGAAUCCUCUUGAUCUUCUUCCUCCAAGUAAGAUGAUACUGGAUGAGUGGAAAAGACUCUACUCAAACACUAAAACCAACUUCCGGGAGGUUGCAAUCAAAGGAUUCUGGGACAUGUAUGAUCCUGAAGGAUACUCUCUCUGGUUCUGUGAUUACAAAUACAAUGAUGAGAACACUGUAUCCUUUGUUACAUUGAACAAGGUUGGUGGAUUUCUUCAGCGGAUGGAUUUGGCCCGCAAGUAUGCAUUUGGAAAGAUGCUUGUGAUUGGAUCAGAGCCACCAUUUAAGGUGAAGGGGUUGUGGCUUUUCCGCGGGCAAGAAGUCCCACAAUUCGUGAUUGAUGAAUGCUAUGACAUGGAGCUCUACGAGUGGACUAAGGUUGACAUCUCUGAUGAAGCUCAGAAGGAGCGUGUCAAUCAGAUGAUUGAAGAUUUUGAGCCUUUUGAGGGAGAGCCUCUUUUGGAUGCUAAGUGCUUUAAGUGAAAAUUUAUUCAUCGAAAGGCAGUGGAAAGCACGGCAUCCAAGUGUUGCGUUGAGUUGGCUUGAAAUAUUGAGACAUAAAUUGGUUGAAGAUGGCUUGGAUUAGAGAGAAAAGAAAGGAUUGGUGUCACAGUUCUAUGGUGUCCUAUUUACUUCUUGUUGCUGGUUGGAAGAAUUGUGGAUGUACUAGCCUCGUCUUAUAAGUUGACUGAGUAAGGGCAUAUUCAGGUUUCGGGUACAGUUAUUAUUUUCAGUAUAAUUGUAAAUAUAAAUCCACGUAAGUGUAUUUUGCCCGUUUCCUUAGAUCCUAUAUAUACAAUCCAAUGUUAGCUGUGUGUAAAAUAACGAGUGCC